This is a messenger RNA of Dendrobium catenatum, 1753 nucleotides long. Its product is annotated as protein GRAVITROPIC IN THE LIGHT 1. Bases 296 to 1561 code for a protein of 421 amino acids. Gene Ontology annotation, biological process: response to red or far red light; negative gravitropism. The transcript has 2 exons. The record is from RefSeq and is a predicted model, not a curated record. NCBI's taxonomy places the organism in Eukaryota, Viridiplantae, Streptophyta, Magnoliopsida, Asparagales, Orchidaceae.
UGCGGCCAAAUCCCUUAAAUCCGCCGAACUCCAGGAUUAAGUAUAUCCGGGAUUUGCGGCAAAAAGCGGGAAACGGAGGAUUUAUUAUGCCGUGAGAUUUACCAGCUGCUCAAGUCCCGUUUGGCAGGAUUUAGCAUAAAUACUGUUGCCAAACAGCCCCUUAGGGUAUCUCUCUUUCAAGGUGUGGGGUUUGAUGGACCUUGUUUUCCCCCUUUUUUCUGAAAGCUUGGAAGGUAAAUGUUUAAUGUUUUAAUCAGAGAAAGUUGAGAUAGCUGCUGCUUGUUAGGAGCCAGCUAUGCUACGCACAGGACCAAAAGAAAACCCAGGCCAUGAUAACAGUAACCAGAAGGUUUAUCCACAACCAAUGGAAGAGGCAGCAAAUCGGAAUAAAGAGCCAAUGGAGACCCUGGUAUCAAAAAUAUUCAACAAUAUUUCAUCUUUGAAAGCUGCAUACAUUCAGCUGCAGGAUGCUCAUACUCCUUAUGAUCCUGAGAAGAUCCAGGCUGCUGAUAAACUUGUUAUCGAAGAGCUUAUGAAGCUAUCCGAGCUCAAGCAUGCCUACCGAGAGCAAAAACCAAAACUUACAUCUUCCUCACCUCAGGAUUCUCGUUUAGUUGCUGAAAUUCAAGAACAGCAAAGCUUACUCAAGACCUAUGAAGUCAUGGUUAAAAAGUUUCAAUCACAGAUUCAGAAUAGAGAAACUGAGAUCCUUCAAUUGCAGCAGCAAAUCCAGGAGUCACAGCAGAGAAAGGUAAAGCUUGAGAAGAAGCUCAAGCAGAGGGGCUUGCUGUCCAGAGAACCAGGAGAUUCGGAGGAAGAUAACUUCUUCUCCAUUGAACUGACACCCAGUCUGUUUGCUUCUACGGUAGAAAAUGCAUACAAAUCCAUUCAUGAUUUCUCAAAACCAUUGAUUAACAUGAUGAAAGCUGCUGGGUGGGAUCUAGAUGCAGCAGCUAAUGCAAUAGAAGCAUCUGUAGUUUAUGCAAGAAGGGCGCACAAGAAGUAUGCAUUUGAAGCACAUAUAUGCCAGAGAAUGUUCAGUGGUUUCGAAGAGGAAAGCUUUUGUGUUGAUACAGGCGAUCUUAAUGUGUCAAAUGAAGGUUUCUUCCAUCAGUUUCUUGCUAUUCGGGCCAUGGAUCCAUUGGAUGUAUUGAGCCAAAACCCAGAUUCCAUUUUUGGAAGAUUUUGCAGGAAUAAAUACCUCUUAAUCAUCCACCCAAAAAUGGAGAGCUCUUUCUUUGGCAACGUUGAUCAGAGAAACUAUGUGAUGAGCGGCGGGCACCCGAGGACGCCGUUCUACCAGGCUUUCCUGAAGCUGGCCAAGUCCAUCUGGUUGUUGCACAGACUGGCUUAUUCUUUUGACCCAAAUGCCAAGGUUUUUCAGGUGAGGAGUGGAACUGAAUACUCAGAGAUCUACAUGGAAAGUGUGAUAAAAAACCUUAUUUUAAGUGAUGGCGAACAAAGACCUAAGGUUGGACUCAUGGUGAUGCCAGGUUUCAUGGUUGGGGGAAGCGUCAUACAGUCCCAGGUGUAUCUUUCUGGUGUCAAGUGUGCUGAAUGAAGUAGUAGUUGAGAUGUGCAAAGGUAAAUUAAAUGGUUGGGUAGAGGUUGCUUUAAGAACCUGGAAUCCAUAUCAUUAUUCUGUGCUAGUUGCUAAAUGUUAACUUGAACUCCUGCUUUUACUUUCUGGAUUUGUAUUAUCUAAAACAUUGUAACUGUAGAUAUAUAUCUAUGUUACAAGUUAGUUUUCCAA